Messenger RNA from Drosophila bipectinata, 1032 nucleotides. RefSeq names its product Myo-inositol oxygenase (gene Miox). Gene Ontology annotation, cellular component: cytoplasm. NCBI's taxonomy places the organism in Eukaryota, Metazoa, Arthropoda, Insecta, Diptera, Drosophilidae. The record is from RefSeq and is a predicted model, not a curated record. Gene Ontology annotation, molecular function: iron ion binding; inositol oxygenase activity. Gene Ontology annotation, biological process: inositol catabolic process.
CGAGAACAAUUUCAAACGCGAGUUAGUCGCUCAAGUGCACGGUACUAAUUGAAAAACUACUUCCAAACUAAUACUAAAAUUCUUUCAAAAUGAGAAUCCUGGCGGAGAACCAUGUUAAUUUGCUCGACCCCUCGGAGCUGAUGCGUCCUGAGCCCACCUUUGCCGACAAGAAUCCCUCCAAGUUCAGGGACUACAGCAUCGACACCACAGAUCCUUUGAAGGAGCGCGUGCGACAGACCUAUCGCCAGAUGCACUUGAACCAGACAGUUGACUUUGUCAAUGGACGUCGUGAUCGUUGGUUAAAAUUCGACACAAUUAAGAUGACAAUUCGCGAAGCUCUGGAGAAGCUUAAUGACCUGGUGGACGAAUCUGAUCCCGACCUGGAUCUUCCCAACAUCAUCCACGCCUUCCAGGCGGCGGAGCGAGCACGCGCCGAGUUCCCGGAGCACGACUGGCUCCACCUGACCGCCCUCAUCCACGAUCUGGGCAAGAUUAUGGCCUUCUACGAUGAACCCCAGUGGGCGGUAGUGGGCGACACUUUCGCCGUGGGCUGCCGAUGGGGCGACAGCAUCGUCUACCGGGAGGAGAGUUUCGAGGGGAACCCGGACGGUGAGAACCCUGCCUACAACACCGAGUACGGUAUCUACCAGCCCAACUGCGGAGUGGACAACCUGCUCAUGUCCUGGGGCCACGACGAGUACAUGUACAAUGUCCUCAAGCACAACAAGACCAAGCUUCCCGACGUGGCCUGCAACAUCAUCCGCUUCCACUCCUUCUAUCCGUGGCACAACGGCGGUGACUACAAGCACCUGGAGGCACCCAAGGAUGCGGAGACCAAGAAGUGGGUCUUGAUUUUCAAUCGCUAUGACUUGUACACGAAGAGCGAGGUGGUGCCGGAUAUUGAGGCUCUGUGGCCUUAUUACCAGAGCCUUAUUGACAAAUACUUGCCCGGAGUCAUUGAGUUCUAAAGAAACCCAGGCAAUCUAGGGGUUACUUUAAUUCACAAGAGGGCCAUAUAACAUACACAUAUAC